This is a messenger RNA of Gorilla gorilla gorilla (western lowland gorilla), 7467 nucleotides long. It is a transcript of the gene OSBPL6, whose product is annotated as oxysterol binding protein like 6. The record is from RefSeq and is a predicted model, not a curated record. Lineage: Eukaryota; Metazoa; Chordata; Mammalia; Primates; Hominidae. The transcript has 26 exons. Gene Ontology annotation, cellular component: cytosol; perinuclear endoplasmic reticulum; plasma membrane. The coding region runs from base 1051 to 3855 and encodes 934 amino acids. Gene Ontology annotation, molecular function: cholesterol binding.
CAUGAAUGAUUUCUGUGUGUUGUCUUAUAACUCCCAAAGUGAAUUGAGAAAGCAGAGGUUUUUGGCCCUGAAUAUACCCCUUGGUACAUGAAAUCAUAUUCACUCAAUUUACUUUUUAAAAAGGCAAGUAUGAAAGACUCUCACUGACCAUAUCGGGGAAAACUAGAGUGUCAAAAUAAAUGAGAGUAACAGAUUGUAAGUCAUUACAUGAAAUAGGAUUCAAUGAGUCUGUGUUGAUAAAAAUAAAUAAGCGGAGGUGAGAGAGAGGAAGCUCUUCUUUUAUUGGUUGGGAAUGCUGACCAAUGAAUGUAGGAGGAAUGUAGGAACUAGAAUAAUCACCAUUUGGCAAACAUAGUGAUGGUUGAUUAAGGCAGGAAUUGUCAAUGGAUGCUAAGUUUGGUGGAUGCUAAGAAUGGAGGCUUGAGGAACAGGAUAUUGACAUAGUCUCAUAGUGUUUCUCUACAACGUACCUAUCAAUUACGAGGAGGAAAAUGGUGACUUUAUGUUUUUUUGGCAUCUUCCUGCCAGGAAUGCGUGGCCUGAGUCUGGUCAUGAGGAGACAUCAGAUGGAUUCAAAUUGAGGGUGACCUGAGUCAUCUGAGAGAAUAAAAGUCUCUGAUCUUCACUGGCAUACUGGGUUCCCUGGAAAAGUGGAAGACAUGAAGUAUGGAUGCAUAUAAUACCCGAGGAAGUCUCAAAGGUUCUGCCACUUGCUGGGAAAACAGCAACAGAAGGAUAUUAAGGAGCCACCCCUAUAAUUUACCCAGAUAGCCCCAGCAAGGUCAAAGACAUAUCGUGUCCCAAGGAGAAAAGCUGCAGGCAUCUGAGGAUAAAUCACUGUGAAACAGCUUUGACCAUAAAGCUGACUUGGAAGACUUUGACUCCAAGGUGCAAGGUGGUUUGGACACCCUCAAUAUUGCCUGCUUUUUUCUAGUCAAACCUGAUUCAUGAAAUGGAAUGAAGCUGAAAAAUCAUCUACUUCUUUGUUUGUGGAUUUGAGAGAAGAUUGGGAUGGUCUUAAGUGCAUAAAACGAGACUCUAACUGCAGCGAUGAGUUCAGAUGAGAAGGGCAUUUCCCCUGCUCAUAAAACAUCCACUCCAACCCAUAGAAGUGCCUCCUCUUCAACAUCCUCCCAAAGGGACAGUAGGCAGAGUAUUCACAUACUGGAGAGGACUGCUUCCUCUAGCACCGAGCCCUCUGUAAGUCGGCAAUUGCUAGAACCGGAGCCAGUCCCCCUCUCCAAGGAAGCUGACAGCUGGGAAAUUAUAGAAGGGCUGAAAAUAGGCCAAACCAAUGUCCAGAAACCAGACAAACAUGAGGGCUUUAUGCUGAAGAAAAGAAAAUGGCCUUUAAAAGGCUGGCACAAGCGUUUUUUUGUCCUGGAUAAUGGAAUGUUAAAGUAUUCAAAGGCACCACUCGAUAUUCAGAAAGGAAAGGUCCACGGGAGCAUAGAUGUGGGACUCUCAGUCAUGUCAAUUAAAAAGAAAGCUCGAAGAAUAGACCUUGACACCGAAGAGCACAUCUAUCAUUUGAAGGUGAAAUCCCAGGACUGGUUUGAUGCAUGGGUCUCCAAACUGCGACAUCAUCGGUUGUAUCGUCAGAAUGAAAUUGUGAGAUCACCAAGAGAUGCUAGUUUUCACAUAUUUCCUUCAACGUCCACAGCUGAAUCCUCACCAGCUGCUAAUGUUUCUGUAAUGGAUGGAAAGAUGCAACCAAACAGUUUUCCGUGGCAGUCCCCUUUACCAUGCAGCAAUAGCCUCCCUGCAACGUGCACAACUGGCCAGAGUAAAGUGGCAGCCUGGUUACAGGACUCGGAAGAGAUGGACAGGUGUGCAGAAGAUCUUGCACAUUGCCAGUCAAACCUUGUGGAACUUAGCAAACUCCUGCAAAAUUUGGAAAUACUUCAGAGAACUCAGUCAGCACCUAACUUUACUGACAUGCAGGCUAACUGUGUAGAUAUUUCAAAGAAAGACAAGCGGGUCACAAGACGAUGGAGAACAAAAAGUGUCAGCAAAGAUACAAAAAUACAACUGCAGGUUCCUUUCAGUGCUACCAUGUCACCAGUUCGCUUGCAUUCCUCCAACCCCAACCUUUGUGCAGAUAUUGAAUUUCAGACUCCCCCUAGCCACCUCACUGACCCUCUGGAAAGUUCAACAGAUUAUACAAAGCUGCAAGAAGAAUUUUGUCUAAUCGCACAGAAAGUGCAUUCUCUUUUGAAGUCUGCGUUUAAUAGCAUAGCUAUAGAGAAGGAGAAGCUGAAGCAGAUGGUUUCCGAGCAGGAUCACAGUAAAGGCCACAGCACGCAGAUGGCACGGCUCCGACAGUCACUGUCUCAGGCACUCAACCAGAAUGCUGAACUAAGGAGUCGGUUGAACAGAAUACAUUCAGAGUCUAUUAUUUGUGACCAGGUUGUCAGUGUAAAUAUUAUUCCUAGCCCUGAUGAGGCUGGUGAGCAAAUCCAUGUCAGUCUCCCCUUAUCACAGCAAGUAGCCAAUGAGAGCCGCCUCUCCAUGUCGGAGUCUGUUUCUGAGUUCUUUGAUGCCCAAGAGGUGCUCCUCUCUGCCAGUUCAUCAGAGAAUGAGGCUUCAGAUGAUGAGUCUUACAUCAGUGAUGUGAGUGAUAAUAUAUCUGAAGACAACACCAGUGUUGCAGACAAUAUUUCUCGGCAAAUCCUGAAUGGGGAGCUUACAGGAGGGGCCUUCCGAAAUGGGCGUCGAACAUGCCUGCCAGCUCCUUGUCCUGACACCAGUAACAUUAACCUGUGGAAUAUCUUGAGGAACAACAUUGGUAAAGACCUGUCUAAAGUCUCUAUGCCUGUGGAGCUAAACGAGCCGCUGAACACCCUGCAGCACCUCUGUGAGGAAAUGGAAUACAGCGAGCUCCUGGACAAGGCUUCGGAAACUGAUGAUCCAUAUGAGCGCAUGGUUCUCGUUGCCGCAUUUGCAGUUUCAGGAUACUGCUCCACCUAUUUCAGAGCAGGAAGUAAGCCAUUCAACCCAGUCCUUGGGGAGACUUAUGAAUGCAUUAGAGAAGACAAGGGAUUCCGCUUUUUCUCAGAACAGGUUAGCCAUCAUCCACCCAUUUCUGCCUGUCACUGUGAAUCAAAGAAUUUUGUGUUUUGGCAAGAUAUCAGAUGGAAAAACAAGUUCUGGGGGAAGUCGAUGGAAAUCCUGCCUGUUGGAACACUGAAUGUCAUGCUUCCAAAGUACGGAGAUUACUAUGUGUGGAAUAAAGUCACCACUUGCAUACACAACAUCCUCAGUGGGAGAAGAUGGAUAGAACAUUAUGGAGAAGUAACCAUCAGAAAUACCAAAAGCAGUGUUUGCAUUUGCAAACUCACAUUUGUCAAGGUGAAUUAUUGGAAUUCUAACAUGAAUGAAGUCCAGGGGGUGGUGAUAGAUCAGGAGGGGAAGGCGGUGCACCGGCUGUUUGGAAAGUGGCAUGAAGGACUCUACUGUGGUGUGGCCCCCUCUGCAAAGUGCAUUUGGAGACCAGGUUCCAUGCCAACAAACUAUGAGCUGUACUAUGGCUUCACAAGGUUUGCUAUUGAGCUCAAUGAGUUAGAUCCAGUACUAAAAGAUCUCCUUCCACCAACAGACGCCCGGUUCCGGCCAGAUCAAAGAUUUUUGGAAGAAGGAAAUUUAGAAGCUGCAGCAUCAGAGAAGCAAAGAGUAGAGGAACUCCAGAGAUCUCGGAGACGAUAUAUGGAAGAAAACAAUCUUGAACAUAUACCAAAAUUUUUUAAAAAAGUUAUUGAUGCCAAUCAAAGAGAAGCCUGGGUUUCUAACGACACCUACUGGGAGCUUCGAAAGGACCCUGGGUUUAGCAAAGUAGACAGCCCUGUUCUUUGGUAGACUGGGAAUGUAGAGCUAGCCAACAUAUCACAUUCUGAAUGAAUAAAUAACUAUGCACAAUUAUGUUUCUUAUAGCUAUGUGUGGUUUCUGGGUCGACUGAAAACCUACCAUUUGCUUUUCUAUUCAUCUUUAUAAUGGACUUUCAGAAGUGCAUUAGACAAGGCCCCUAACCACUUUGGGAUCCUUUCUGUUUUGCUGCAACCAUAUUCCUUAAAAAAAAAAAAAAUCCACACCGUCCUUGGAAAGCAGAAUAAAAGGAGCAGAAUAUAAAAUCCAAAGUCUGACCAGUUUGUAAAGAAAAACAAAUGGUAACUGGUGCUUAAAGCUGAUCAAGAAAGUUAACAACAACAUAGAAACCACACGAUUGUUCCACUGUCUGGAAGCACCAUCCCCUAUCGCAGGACUCCUGGGCCACAAGCAGUCGGUCAGUGCAGACUUCAAGUGUGUCUGUUUGAUGUGGUGUGAUUGUGCUGGCCUUGUCGAAAAAGAUGUGAUGCUUCUCAGAACCUGUUCCAUCUGUAUGCCAUUGUUCAUGCCUUAAGAAAUGCAAAGAUGUACAAUAAAUCAUUUUUAAAAUGUGUGCUCAUAGGUUUAUGUGAAGAACAGAUUUUUUGAAUCAUGGCAUGAUUCACUUUCUCAAUCAGAACGAUUAUGAGACUAACUUAAAUGGGUUUUUUAAAAGUGAACAACACGUGCUUUACUUUGAUAAGUCAGUUACCAUAUGGUAUAUCUGAAGGGAAAGAAGGAAAAGGUGUGCUAAGUAGAUCUCUGUAUUUACGUGGCUCGUUAAUUUCCUGUCCUGCGUCCAGAUAAUAAACCAUCCCUCUUCCACCUAACCUCACAGUGUGCCCUAUUAUUUGGAAAAAUCUGUCUUUGAUUUGGACAUUUGGUCAUCAGUGUUAAAACCUUAAAAGGAAAUAACAAAAAGCAUAUGGAAUUCCUGUGUGGGCUUAGUAGUACUAUAAAUGUAAUUGUUUUCGAGUGACGCACCAUGUAAUCCAUGUCUCAAUCCCAUGCCCGCUCCACUGACACUAGUCGAAUUCCACUGAGAACAGAAGCAAGAAUACUAGUAGUUUAUUUGCAUUGUUUAAAUGAAUUCUAUGCAAAAUCAUAUUUCAAAUUUUCAUCAAGUGAUUCCAUAUGGUACAUGACUACAUGUUAAGCAUUUACCUUGCUAUUGGCAGAGAUAUGAAACUUAAGCUAAGGAAUGUAUCCAUCCCAAAGCAGGAAAGCAGAAGUGUGUUUUGCAUACUUCAGGAUUUGUUUUUCCUCCACUAAUAUACAGAGGCUUUUGCAGAAAACUUGCAUCAGUAUUCCUAAGUUUCUGCACAUAGGUGACUAUAUAAAUGCCUGUAUGUUUUUUAAAAAAUCUCCUCAGAGAUUUUCCUAGGGAAUUAUAAAAUUACAUAUAUUUUAUUGUUAGUUAGAUGUUUAUUCUUGGAUUCUUACCAUUAGAAUUUAAGUGUUAUUUAAAACUCUGAUACAGUUACAGACACUUUGCAUUUUAUUAUGAGGUGUUGAUUUUAGUGGUAUUUCUCCUCAGCAAAGCAUUCCUAAUAAUGGCUAAUACACCAUCAAAUGAAAUACUGCUGCUGAGAGUGUAAGAGAAAGCGCUAACGUUUCCACUAGAUGGCGCAAUAUUUUAUUUAUCCAAAACUCCUCCCUCGCAUCUGAGUUUUUAUGUUGUGUGUACAGUUUGCAUUAGCUUAGAAUGGAAUUUCAUUCUCAGGUAAAUUUUCGAAUCCAUCACCAGAUCUAAGCAUUCUGCUUCAACAAUACCCUCUCUAUUCCUCUCAUUCCCAUUUUAAAUCCAUAGGUGGCUUGCCCUGCGGCAGUAAAAUCUUCCCCUUGAUAUUGAUUCUUUUUCUGCUCAUUCAUCUUGAUGUUCUUUUUCUGCAUCCUGAGAUACAUGUCGUUAAUUUUAAUAAGAAUCCUAUUUAAUUCCUCAUGGGAGUCUGUUCUCCUAUGGUUGAUAAAGCUUUAAAUACUAUUUAAAGUGGUUCUGGUCUGUACUUACUAGCACUUCCCUGAACAGUCUCAAAAUAGCCUAAACAUAAGAAAACAAUCCUGCAAAGUAAAGGUUUUUACAAGCAGAGAUGAAGGAAAGGGAGCAGCAGCUGACCAUCAGAUGUGGUAUCAGGUAGCUGGAAGAGGACCCAGGACCCAUCAGGGAAGCAACGACUGUACUUAGCAAUUUGGGUUAUAAUUACAAAAAAAGAAAAAAUAGUAGAAAGGAUCUUUACCAGACAGUAAGGUCAUGGUACAAAUCAGGUGAGUGAAUGUUGGUCAGAGGUAGCCUGACACUCUGAUGAGGACUUCAAGAUGAGAAUGAGAAAAAUGUCAAUUAAAAUCACUACAUUUGAUAAUAUCUCAGAUUUAGAAUCUCUUUUGGGAUUCAGAUAGUCUGAUUAUUCCAAUUCAAGUGUUCAGUUAAGUUUUAGUUACUAUUCCUAUAAUACCCAAUUCACUAAUAUCAUAUCUCCUGUGGAAUAUUCAUUGGUGCGAUGGCCUCAUCCCCUUUUUUACUUUUUAUUGACAUGGUGGUUAUAAAAUGAAGAGACUUACUCUAUUGGAAUUUUCAUCUACGUAGUAUUUGGGCUGUCAAGACUAAAUAGCAAAAGGGUAGAAUAUUAGAUCAUUCUCUUAAUAAGACCUGAUUUAUUCCUUAGGAUGUUAUACAAACCUUUUUAUUUCAGGCCUACUUUCUUGUUUUUUCCUAAAAGGAUCUAGGAUAGAGGAGAACAUAAUAUGCCUGUAUACUUCUCCCAUGGUUUAUUCAUAAGCUGCUUCAUCUCAUUGGAGAUGGUCAUUGAGGAGAGCAGUAAUAAGUGACGAUGAUUCUGAGGACUUGGCUAGACUGAGCAGAUCAAUGGCACACACCAGCACUGGUAGAGGCCGACCAGAAGCUCAUCGAUUCCAUGUGCUGUCACCCAGGGUGCAGAUUUACUCUCUUUUGCUGUUAUUUUAUUGUUUUUCCUAAAUUAAGUCAUUGUUUUUCAUGGAUUAUUUUUAAAAUACCUACCCCAUAAUUUUCAGGCAAUUGUAAAAAUAAACCUUAUUUAAGAUAACUUUUAAUGGUACAUAUCAACUAUAUGUGGGGAAAAAAUGCAAUUUUCUGGGCAAGAGAAACCAAGGGAUUUUCAAUAUAUGAGAUGCCAGGUUGUCAAUUUUCUAAACCUUUUCCUCUAGAUUAUUCUGGCCCUAGGCCUUUAAGCAACCCCACUAAUCAAUUAUUAGAUCCUGCCCCAAGGAGCAGUGGCUUGGGGGCUGGAUUUAGGGAGGAAAACCUGAUUAAACUGUUUUGCUUAGUACUGGUUACAGCUGUAGCUGGAGAAGAGUUUAUAAUCAUAAAGUAGAUUUUUGUUAUUACCUUGUGAAUUUUAAUUAUUCAUCUUGUCUGAUCUUGUUCUCUGUCAUCCUAGAUAAUGAGGUGUUUGUGGGAGCAGAGCUCUGCACACACCAGGGGAUGUAAUAAAUGUUUGCACUUGGCCCAGUAUAUUAUGAAUGUGGCACAGUAAAUAAAGUUUGUGUACAAAAUACUAGUUUAUUUCUAUGGGAGCCAUUAUGUUCAGGAUAUAUAAAAUGUAUCUAAUUAAACAAUUUUGAAUCUA